This is a messenger RNA of Sungouiella intermedia, 720 nucleotides long. The record is from the annotation of a GenBank genome assembly. NCBI's taxonomy places the organism in Eukaryota, Fungi, Ascomycota, Pichiomycetes, Serinales, Metschnikowiaceae.
AUGGAUUUAUCCAAAUUAUCCAGCGAUCUCCCUCCAACAAAGUCCUUGGAACAAAUAUCUGUUUCCACCGUCAAUAAGGAACUCACCGACGAAUUCAAGAACGCAGCUAAAUCGGUUGCUUCACUUUACAAUGCUUCAGGAAAUGGCGCCGAAAAGCACGCAAAAGCGGAAUUCGCCAAUGCUGCAAAGUCGGUGGCCUCUCUUUACCGUCUAGCGAGUAAUUCCAAUACGCUUUUGAUGGAUAAAGGCUACUUGGAGUGCUUGGACGACCUCUUAGAGGUGAUUGCCAAUAACGAUGACAUCGAGAACUGGGCCUUGACAAGACGAGCCGAGGUCACUAACCACUACAAAAAGGACCGUGACCACGUAUCUGCAUCGUCGGAUCCAGUGGACACUGUAGAUGCUGCUGACUCUGCUGUUCCGGAAAGUGCCGAUGUGGUUUUACCUACUGAAUAUGAGUUCAUGGCGCCACAGGAGCUCAACUCGAACAUGCGCUUCCGCCCAUCACUUGCUCCGUUUUCUGUAAACUACAAGCGGCCCAAAAAGGUUGAUCGGACCAAAAGAUCGCUUGCGCAGUCUCAAGAGAACAGUGGCUCAUCUGAUGUGGAGAGCGAUGUGGCUGAAUCGGAAGACGUAGAGAUGAAAAAGAGAAGAGCGUUCCAGAGUCUCCACGACGUUACAAAGAGACGUCGGAGAGAACCUCCCAGUGAUAAUGACUAA